Messenger RNA from Globicephala melas (long-finned pilot whale), 1429 nucleotides. The record is from RefSeq and is a predicted model, not a curated record. Lineage: Eukaryota; Metazoa; Chordata; Mammalia; Artiodactyla; Delphinidae.
AUGCAGCUCAGGAUAUGGUACUGGCAUGGUGGCUUCUAUGCAACUGAACAGCUUACAUCCCUGAAGGCUUCAGAAGGGAAUACUUCAAGAGAACCAAGGGAAAGAUCUGACUCCCUCCGCAGCAUCCUCAGCGCCGGGGCUCCUGGCCGCCGCCAGAGGGGCGCGCUCCGGCCUCCGGCACCCGCUGACUCCCCAGCACGGUUAGGACGCUCAGACCGCGGACUUGCGGAGGCAGUCUGGCCGGCCUGUUGGGAGGCGGGGCACUGGCGGCCUCAGCCGGGACGUUCGGCCCGGCCCGGCGGGCCGCGGAGUGGCGGCGAGGGGGGCGCAGCGGGGCAGGGCGGGCGCGGCGCGGAGGAAGUGCGGUCUUCGCGGCUCGGCGCGGGGCCGCAAUGUCGUCCCGGCUCGGGCGCGACGACUCGGGGACCGGGGGCGCGCGGCGGCCGCGGGAGCCUCCGAAGCAAGAGCUGCAGCGACGCCGGGAACAGAGGCGGCGGCGACACGACGCGCAGCAGCUGCAGCAGCUCAAGCACCUGGAGUCCUUUUAUGAAAAACCUCCUCCUGGACUUAUCAAGGAGGAUGAGACUAAGCCAGAAGACUGUAUACCAGAUGUCCCAGGCAGUGAACAUGCCAGGGAAUUUCUGGCCCACGCACCAACCAAAGGACUUUGGAUGCCACUGGGGAAAGAAGUCAAAGUCAUGCAGUGUUGAUGCUGUAAACGAUAUGGUCACCGAACAGGCGACAAAGAAUGCCCUUUUUUUAUCAAAGGCAACCAAAAGUUAGAACAGUUCAGAGUAGUAAGUAGAACCCCACUAUAUCAAUUUACAUUUAUCAGAGAUAGUGAAUAUCAGUUGAUUAGGUACUAACAGUGAACUGCAAAUUCACACAAAAUACAUUCCCAGAAGUCAUUUGGCCAAAGUAUCUGGUGUUAACUACAUUUGUGUUAAAUUACAGGCGUACCUCAGAGAUGUUGCAGGUUUGGUUCUAGCAAUAUCUAGAACCUCAAUAAAGCAAAUAUCACAAUAUAGUGAAUGACAUGAAUUUUUAAAUUUCCCAACACAUAUAAAAGUCAUGUUUACUCUAUGCUGUAUUCUGUUAAAUGUGCAAUAGCAUUCUGUCUAAAAAAAUAAAGUACAUAACUUAAUUUAAAAUACUUUCUUGAUAAAGAAUGCUAACCAUCAUCUGAGCCUUCAGAGAGUUGUAGUACUAACAUCAAAGAUCACUGAUCACAGAUCGCCCUAACAAAUGUAAUUAUAAUGAAAAGUUUGAAAUAUUGUGAGAAUUACCAAAAUGUGACACAGUGACAUGGUGUGAGCAAAUACUGUUGGAAAAAUGAUGCUGAUAUACUUGCUCAAUACAGUUGCCACAAACCUUCAAUUUGUAAAAAACGUAGUACCUGCCAAGUACAAUAAAGUGAAGUGCAGUAAAA